GCAGAGUUGAGAAAGAUCGAUGCGCCCGACAGCAGCGGUGGUCGGCGCCAUGGCCGUCAGCGCGUCCCGCCACAUGAAGCGCACGAAGCUCAAUGCGCGCCAGCUGCAGGAAGAGCUUGUUUUGCGCAACGUCAACCCGUUUGGCGUCGUCUUCGCCGAGGGAAGUGAGCGCGAGGCCGAUACACCGACGGGCGCCUACUGCGCGACCGGCGACCUCGGCGCGCUCGAGUACUGGGAGACCAUCGUGCAAGAGAAGGAUGUCUUCUUUUUUUGCAAGGCGCGCAACGUGAGCCAGUGGGCGCCGCCUUGCAGGUACCUCGAGGCCGCCGUGCCGCGCCACGACCCGGAUGACGAAGACAUGACGCUGGUGUUUCCGCUUGCCUAUGAGGAGCUCGACGCGUACCGCCCCGAGACACCGCCCGAGGACGAGCCGCCCGCCGUUGUUGAGCCGUCCGAGCCUGUGACGGUCGACUUGGCAACCAAGCUCGCGCUCAUGGCCGUCUCGGACCUCGAGUGGGCGUACUUGCAUCCGCUCUUCCAGUUCAAGGGCCGCCUCGAUGGCGUUUGGGGCAUCACCCAGCGUACGCGCUACGCCCGUGCGCCCUACACGCUCCAAGACGGUGCGCAGCAGGAGCACACGCCGAGCGAAGUCGACGCCAUGUUUGCGUCCAUGGCUCGGAGCCUCGUCAUCGCCGAACACAACAUUGAAGUGAGCGCCCAGGAGCACUUCGACAUGCCAAAGAUUUACACGGUCGAGGACAUCAACCUCGAGCAGCGGCAGAUCUUUGCGACCGCGUGGGCCGACCUCGGUGGCCUCGCUCUCGCGCGUGGCGACAGCACGACCGCCAUGAACUGCUACCGCCGGUCCCUCUUCUGGUUUGAGGACUUCACCGCGUCGUAUGUCAAGGCGGCGGAGCUCUUGACGUCGCUCGCGUACACGGACGACAGCUGCGACGUGCUGGCGGCCCUGCCCCGCGACCAAGCGACACCGAUUGUCGAGCUCGUGCCCGAUCUGGUCGCGCUCUUUCCGCACUGCAAGCACCUCACGAUGCCCUGGCUGUCGCAGAUGGUACGCCUGGGCCUCCGCUACAUUGUCGCGAUUCUGGUUGGGACCGGCGUUCUGUACGGUCUCGCCUACGUCUGCAUUUUGCGCCGGUGCGACGCAGCGCCAGAGACGUCGAUCGACGCACCAGCAAGCGCUUGCCGCAAGCGCACCAAGCACAUCAAGAAGAAAUCAACGUAACUCUAAAGCUAGCCAAGCCAUCACGAACGA
Saprolegnia diclina VS20 is the source of this 1273-nucleotide messenger RNA. RefSeq lists its product as hypothetical. The record is from RefSeq and is a predicted model, not a curated record. NCBI's taxonomy places the organism in Eukaryota, Oomycota, Saprolegniomycetes, Saprolegniales, Saprolegniaceae. The transcript is spliced from 2 exons. Bases 20 to 1243 code for a protein of 407 amino acids.